AUGUCUGCAUUUCUAGCUUCAGUGCUUAUCUGUGCCAUGGUGGCGGAGGGCCUUCGGGCAGGACCUUCUGCGGAAUAUGUUGCUUACCCAAGACUUCUCGAAGCAAGAGGAAUGAAUGGAACAAAGCUACUUCACAUCAAUGAGAAAAUUACUCUGCAUUUGGAGAAGAGCUCUGUACUCGCUGAAAAUCUAGUUGUAUCGACAAUUAAUGGCAACGAGCAAGUGGAUACUUUGGUAGAUGGAAGGGAAGUGGAAAAGGACAUUUACCGUGAUCAAAGUCAGAUGGCAGCGGUAUCUGUCACAGAGAUAGACGGAUCUGUGGAAGUGAGAGGGUCUUUGGGUCCCACUCUGAGGAUUUCCCCUCUGCCACUGAUGGGGCGCUCUGAAGAUGGACGCAUCGCACACAAAGUUUUCGAAAUCGAAGAUCCGGAGGAAUUCAAAACUGACUACAUUGUCCCAUCGGAAAGGAAUAUCCCGCUAAGACGACAUCCAUUCCGACCCCCAGUAAAUAUCCCCGACCUUUUCCUUGCCGAGGUGUAUUUUGUUUUCGAUGAACACCACAGCAAACACUUUCCCAAGGAAUCGAGCCUCUUAGUAUAUGCCGCACUAACUAUCGAAAUGAUAAACCUAAGAUACGAAGCUAUGACGAAUCCACGGGUUCGCUUUGUUCUGGUUGGUGUUGCUACGAUGACAGGGGUGAACGGUAUUACGGAAGAAGUAGUGGAUCGAGAUGAUUUGAGGCCAAAUACUCACAAGAAAAAAUACAUGCUCUCUCAGAAAACACUAACGAAUCUUGCGAAUGCUGUUUCCACCAAUAAGUUCAGAGCUAUUGCAGACGUCACCGUCUUGGUUACAGGGUUGGACCUUGCAGAUUAUGAAAAUGGAAAGCUUUCUAACAGCGUCUUGGGUGUUGCCUUUCUUGGAGGAAUGUGCAGCGUAAAUCUGCGAGCCGCCGAAACAGAAGACACACCUGGUACACACAGCAUGGUCUCCAUUUUAGUGCAUGAACUCGGGCACUCACUUGGAAUGGUACAUGAUGGAGAAAAGCCUCUGUAUAGCACUGAUGCAUACCGGAAUCGUGUAUGCGACGCACGUGAUGGCUACACAAUGGCACCAGUUGCACACGGCGCUCGAAAUGGAGAAUGGUCUACGUGCUCCGUGGAACACUUGCGUGGGUUCCUUAGGACUGUAGGACAGGCUUGCUUUGAUACGUUGUCAGCGAUACACUACACGAUAAACAUGACACGACUUCCGGGGGCACACAUUACAAAGCAGAAAUUGUGUGAGAGAACGUACUCAAACUUCACUGGCAUGACCGUUCAUCCCGAUUCUCUGAACGCCCCAGAAUGCAGUAUAUGGUGCUGUCCUCAUAAUUACAACUACCGAUGUCUACCAGCUCAUCUUACGGAUGGAAUGGAAUGUCAACGAGGAUUUCACUGCGUCAAACACCGAUGCGUUAGGAAGACGACGUACCAGCCACCCAGGCCAGCGCCGCCUACACGUUAUACAACCCGGUCAACGACAACCAGCACGACACGGAGGACACAGAGAACUCGUCGGCCGUAUUGGUAUAACUUGAAACAAGACAAAACAAACCCCGACUCCAAGAGAACCUAUCACUCGAGGAUGAACUCAGUACAGGGCAAGGUGGCUGAUUCGCUCGUGGAGACGGCCAGGGCUACGCUCCCGCAUUAAUUUAACUGCGCCGAAUCUCAGACAGAACCACCCCUCUCAAGGAGACACACGGAGAUUGUCAAAAUGA
Molecule: messenger RNA, 1762 nt
Organism: Ixodes scapularis (black-legged tick)
Lineage: Eukaryota; Metazoa; Arthropoda; Arachnida; Ixodida; Ixodidae
Product: A disintegrin and metalloproteinase with thrombospondin motifs adt-1-like
Exons: 14
Coding region: 1-1695 (564 amino acids)
Biological process (GO): membrane protein ectodomain proteolysis
Molecular function (GO): metalloendopeptidase activity
Source: RefSeq, a predicted model, not a curated record